CUUGUCACGAGAAUAUAGAAGAGGUGUUUGGGGAAGAAGAAAAUGAAGGAAUUUUCGAGGAAACAAUAGAUUCGGAAACUGGAGCAAACAAAACCGUAUUCUUUUGAGAAAGUGACUUGUGGGCGUUCGAUAACGUUUGCUGGUGAAUAUUGCAUGAUCGAUUAUGAAUGAUUGUUGCAAUGGACUUGAAUGUCUCCCCAGUACCUGAAGAAGAUGAAGAGACUUUUGAUAGGCAUAUAGAAGAGUACAGUGCACCUGAACACGAAGAACGUGUAGAGUCUGCAGUCGACAUCGCUCGUCGGGAGCGUGAAGAAAGACGUAUGCGACUAAAAAGAGACCGCACAGAUGAUAGGCCAAUGCAAAUGUCUCAACCACCUUACUAUGAUCAAUUUCAAGCAAAAACACAAAAAACUUAUGACAAGAGCAGGCUGCCCCCUGGUUGGUUGGAUUGCCCUCCAGUUGGUAACGAAAUAUGUUGCAUGAUCCCUUCUAAGGUUCCACUUGGUGAAUCUUAUAAUGAUUGUAUUCUUCCGGGUAAAAGAUACUCGUUCAAACAAGUAAUUCAUCAACAGAGGGUUUUAGGAAGAAAAGUAAGUACUUUAGGAAUAAAACUUGGUUUAGUGAUUGAUUUGACAAAUACUUCUCGUUACUAUCAAACAAUGGAUCUAAAGAAAGAGGGUAUUAAACAUGUUAAGAUCCAAUGCAAGGGGCGUGGCUCUGUGCCUGACAAUCCAUCUGUCAACCAGUUUGUCUACGAGGUUUCUCAGUUCCUUUUGCGUCAGAAACACGCAAAGAAGUAUAUACUCGUUCAUUGCACACAUGGGCACAAUCGGACAGGAUAUAUGAUUAUCCAUUACCUGAUGCGUUCACAGAUGUCAAUGACUGUCACUCAGGCAAUUGCUAUUUUUGCUGAAGCACGCCCUCCAGGCAUCUAUAAACCUGAUUACAUCGAAGCAUUAUAUGCAUUUUACCAUGAAAGGAAGCCCGAAAAGGUUCUUUGCCCACCAACGCCGGAGUGGAAAAGAUCUUCUGAAUUCGAUCUUAAUGGAGAAGCAGUGCCAGAUGAUGAUGAUGAUGGAGGUUCAGCUGCUCCGGUGCAUGAGAGUCAUGAGUUAGAUGUAGUGAUGACAAAUGAUGAUAUUUUGGGAGACGAGAUACCUUGGGACCAGCAAGAAGCACUGCGGCACUUCUGCUAUCAAUCUCUUAAGUUGGGCGGCGGGACAAGAGGGAACUCCCACUUCCCAGGGUCACAUCCAGUCUCGCUAAACAGGGACAAUUUACAGCUGCUGAGGCAACGAUAUUAUUAUGCGACAUGGAAAGCUGAUGGGACACGAUAUAUGAUGCUAAUAACUAUUGACGGCUGCUACUUGAUUGAUAGAAGUUUCAACUUUAGAAGGGUUCAGAUGAGAUUUCCUUGCAAACCCACAAGCGAUGGUUUUGCCGAGAAGACUCAUCAUUUCACAUUACUUGAUGGAGAGAUGAUAAUUGACACCCUGCCAGAUUCACAGAAGCAGGAGAGAAGAUAUCUCAUAUAUGAUCUGAUGGUGAUUAACCAAAUGUCUGUCAUAGAGAGACCUUUUCAUGAAAGGUGGAAGAUGCUUGAGAAAGAAGUGAUUGAACCUCGUAAUCAGGAACGCCAUAGUAUUUACCAGAGUAGGAAUCCUUAUUAUAGAUAUGACUUGGAACCAUUCAGGGUGAGAAGGAAGGACUUCUGGUUGCUCUCUACUGUUACAAAGCUUUUGAAGGAAUUCAUUCCUAGGCUGUCUCAUGAUGCUGAUGGUCUAAUUUUUCAGGGCUGGGAUGAUCCGUAUAUUCCCCGAACUCAUGAAGGCCUCUUGAAGUGGAAAUAUCCUGAGAUGAACUCUGUUGACUUUUUAUUCGAGAUUGGUGAUGAUGAUCGCCAGCUACUUUUCCUUUAUGAACGGGGGAAGAAGAAACUGAUGGAAGGAAAUAGGGUUGUCUUCAAAGAUGGUUCAGAUCCCUCAAUUUACUCUGGAAAAAUUAUCGAGUGUUCUUGGGAUCCUGAAGAACAAGUGUGGACGUCUAUGCGUGUUAGGACGGACAAAAAUACUCCAAAUGAUUUCAACACUUACAAAAAGGUCAUGCGGAGCAUAAGGGACAACAUCACAGAAGAGGUCCUGUUGAAUGAGAUAUCUGAGAUUAUUCGCCUGCCUAUGUAUGCUGAUAGGAUUCGGAACGAUAGCAAAGCUGCCCACCAGCAUGCAAAUUCAGGGCGGAGGAGGUGACGAGUGAGAAAUUCUUGUUCAAGACGCAUCGUCCUGCUCUUGUGAGUCGUGGACAGGGUUCUGUUAACUUCAAAUUGCGUUUGUUUCCGGCAUGUCAAUAGAUGACUCUCAAGAGAUAAUUUCAUGUAAUUAGCUACACUUAGUUGCUAUUAUUUGUAGCGUAGUGCUGUGCCGGUGAGUUGCAUGAUCCGGCUGGUAUGUCUGAUGGCCCUCAGAAUCAAGAGCUUUUAAACUGUUUCGUUCUGGUAGUUGAUCUAGAUCAAGUUGUUUAGGUUUAGGUUUCUCCAUGUAUAUUAAUAUGAUAUUAGUGUAAGUUGUUUAAAAGUAGCCAUUUUUUUGCGA
Molecule: messenger RNA, 2588 nt
Organism: Morus notabilis
Lineage: Eukaryota; Viridiplantae; Streptophyta; Magnoliopsida; Rosales; Moraceae
Product: mRNA-capping enzyme
Exons: 18
Coding region: 168-2246 (692 amino acids)
Biological process (GO): DNA recombination; 7-methylguanosine mRNA capping; DNA repair
Molecular function (GO): DNA ligase (ATP) activity; mRNA guanylyltransferase activity; ATP binding
Source: RefSeq, a predicted model, not a curated record